Macadamia integrifolia is the source of this 2291-nucleotide messenger RNA. Its product is annotated as putative wall-associated receptor kinase-like 16. Bases 108 to 2069 code for a protein of 653 amino acids. Gene Ontology annotation, molecular function: protein serine/threonine kinase activity; ATP binding; calcium ion binding. NCBI's taxonomy places the organism in Eukaryota, Viridiplantae, Streptophyta, Magnoliopsida, Proteales, Proteaceae. The record is from RefSeq and is a predicted model, not a curated record. Gene Ontology annotation, biological process: cell surface receptor signaling pathway; protein phosphorylation. The transcript is spliced from 3 exons. Gene Ontology annotation, cellular component: plasma membrane.
AGUAUAGCAUAACAUGCAACACCUCAUACAACCCCCCAAAGCCCUUCCUUGGAGGUGUUGAAGAUGGACAUCUUGAGGUUCUUAGUCUACCAUUGGAUGCCGAAAUCAUGAUCGAAGGCCGUCAAUCUUACGCUUCUUAUUGCUCGACUUCGAGCGGAUCCAACAAUACUUCUUUCAGUUUCAAUGUAAGUCCAUUCAGGUUCUCUGCCAAUCGCAGUAGAUUUACUGCUAUAGGAUGCAAUACUUUGGCCACCAUAAGUGAGCUUCAGGAGUUGGCUUUUGUCAGUGGGUGCCUGUCAUUCUGUACUAAUGGGACGAGUGUGGAAGAUGGAUCUUGCGAUGGUAUGGGCUGUUGCCAGAACAAUAUCCCCAAAGGGCUUCAGAGGUUCAAUGCGGGUCUCUCAAAUGCUGUUAGCCUUAAUGGGUCUUGGGGUAACAGUAGCUGUAGCUUUGCAUUCUUGGCUGCUGUGGACUCCUUCAGCUUUAAAAUGUCAGAUGUCUACCGAAACAGCCUAGAUAGGACGAGUAUUCCAGUGGCUGUGGAUUGGGCUAUUGGGAAUUUAACGUGUGAUGAAGCUGCCUCUGUAGAUCCAACUAAGUAUUAUAGUUGUGGACCUCAUACCAAAUGCUCUAACUCCACUAAUGGCCCUGGUUAUCGAUGCUACUGCAAGGAUGGCUUUGAGGGGAACCCUUAUCUCUCCACAGGAUGCCAAGACAUAGAUGAAUGCAAGGAAGGAUACAACAAUUCCUGUGUCAUGGAAGCAAUGUGUCAUAACACCUUUGGGAGUUAUGAGUGCAUAUGUCCAAAGAACCACCACGGUGAUGGUCUUGAAAAUAGAGAAGGUUGUAUGCACAAUACUGGAGCUGUUCCAUUGGUGGCCAUUAUUGCAGGUACUGGGCUAGGCAUUAUAUUCCUAUUUGCUUGCAUCUUUUUGGUAUACUGGGCAAUAAAGAGAAGGAGGCUUAUCAGACUCAGAGAAAAAUUCUUUGAGCAAAAUGGAGGUUUGCUACUACGACAACACAUAGCCACACAUAAAGGUGUUGCAGAUAUUGCAAAGAUCUUUUCCGUAGAUGACAUUAAGAAGGCAACCAACAAUUUUGAUGAGAGCCAAAUUCUUGGUCAAGGAGGGUAUGGUACAGUGUACAAAGGAAUUCUCUCAGAUCAGAGAGUAGUAGCUAUUAAGAAAUCAAAAAUAGUGGAUCAGAGCCAGAUCAUACAGUUUAUAAAUGAAGUUGAUAUUCUUUCUCAAAUCAACCACAGAAAUGUGGUAAAGCUCUUGGGUUGUUGUUUAGAGACAGAGGUUCCAUUGUUGGUUUAUGAGUUCAUCUCUAGUGGAACCCUCUAUGAACAUAUCCAUGAAGAGAAUCAUGCAACUUCUAUUUCUUGGAAGGAUCGUUUAAGGGUUGGUGCUGAAACUGCUGGAGCACUUGCCUAUUUACACUCAGCUCAUUCAAUACCAGUUCUUCAUAGAGAUGUGAAGUCCACUAAUAUACUACUUGAUGAUAACUACACUGCUAAAGUAUCUGAUUUUGGAGCUUCUAGGUUGGCUCCUAUGGAUCGAAUUCAAAUGACCACAUUAGUUCAAGGGACAUAUGGGUAUCUAGACCCAGAAGGAUUUUUCACCGGUCAACUAACUGAUAAAAGUGAUGUUUAUAGCUUUGGUGUAGUUCUUGCAGAACUUUUAACAGGAGAAAAUCCAAUUUCAUCAGAGAGAGCUGAGGAACAUAGAAGUCUAGCAAUGUAUUUUAUUUCUUCAAUGGCAAAUAACAACCUAUUCGGGAUUCUAGAUGACAAGGUUGUUAAAGAGGGAAAUAGAGAGCAGCUCUUGGGAGUUGCUAAUCUUGUGAUGAAAUGCUUGAAGGCUAAGGGGGAGGAGAGGCCCACAAUGAAGGAGGUUGCAGCAGAGCUUGAAGCUUUGAGAAUGUCUCCACAGCACCAAUGGAAGCAAGUAAACCACAUGGAGACUGAUUACCUUCUAGGUGAGCCUUCAGCCCUUCUUGUUGGUGAUUCAGGUGGCCAAGAAAGUGUGGAAAGCAGCUUCAUGUUGGGUCUACAAAUCGCUCGAUGAUCAUCAAGGCUUAGGUUGGGAUUUUCUAGUCUGUGGGCCAAGCUAGGCCACAAAAAUAUAGGCCUGAGGUGGGGCCAUACCAGGCUUUAGGUUAGGUCUAGCCCUACUCUCCAGCUCCCCCAUCCCACGGGAAAAAGCGUGCAUGUAUGUAGGAUAGUUUGAUGUAUUAAGUGGAGGAAUAUGCAUAUAUUGAUUAAAAAUAAAUGUGAUAUUUUGUGUAAA